Messenger RNA from Arachis ipaensis, 1079 nucleotides. RefSeq names its product putative fasciclin-like arabinogalactan protein 20. The record is from RefSeq and is a predicted model, not a curated record. Lineage: Eukaryota; Viridiplantae; Streptophyta; Magnoliopsida; Fabales; Fabaceae.
CUCCCUCACCGUCACCACCACCACCGACUCCGCCGACAGUCUCUCUAUUAACAACGUUACCGUCAACUCGGAGCCACUCUACAGAGACGCCUCUCUCGUUAUCUUCACAACCGACCACUUCUUCGACCCGUACUUCCAGCUUCCAGCCAAAAUCCCCCACCGCACUGGAACAACGGAUCCUUAUUCCUCCUCCGCCGCCGCGUGUUUUGCGGGAAGAAAGAACCACCGGAAGUCGUUCUCCUCCGGCGAAGCCUUUUCUUUCAAAGAAGCUAGCAGCGUUCUGAGAUCCAAAGGCUGCUUCCUAAUGGCUGAGCUUCUCGACACGCAGUUUCUCGCCAUCAGGAACCGCCCACAGCUGACGCUUUUCGCCCCCAUGGACAAGGUCGUUACGUCCACCAACGCCACAAGGGGCCACGUGGCAGCAACUAAUAACAACAACCCAAGACUAAGAGGUCACUCGUCUAUUCUUCGCCACCACCUCGUGCCUUGCAAGAUCCUUUGGAGCGAUCUUUUGACGUUGGAGGAGGGUACUCUAAUUCGGACCUACGAGAGAGGGUUCACGCUCAACGUCACGAAGUCAACGGAAGACGUGCUAUUGGUCAACGGCGUUCCGGUGAUUUCCCCUGAACUUUAUAACAGCGACUGGCUCGUCGUUCAUGGCCUCCAAGAAGUGCUUUCGCCUUUGAAGGGCCGAAAAGGCAGAGGAGUAGAAGGUUCUGGAAGGAUCUCGGAGGCAGCGGCGGAAGUUGGUAACGCGACGUCGUAUGGGGAAGAUAGCGCUGCGCAGCAUUUCCACUUCUCUGUUUUCCAUUAGGUGAUAACGAAAAGAUUAUGUUUGCUUUUCUUGAAAUUAAAUUUCGGACUCUUAAUUUUGUGCUGAGAAUUGGGUUUUUGAAAAGAUCAUUAUUUUAGUGAAUAUUUACAGUGAUUAUGAAUGCGUCUUAACGGUUGAGGGGCUAACUCCCUAGUUAAUAGUUAGGAUUAAUUAGUUCGCCAGGGCUAUUUACAAUGCAAAUGCGUUAAACAAUGAUCAUGUAAAGGUUUUCAACUAGGAAUAGGUACUGUUGUAUUUUCUUUCU